This is a messenger RNA of Ophidiomyces ophidiicola, 756 nucleotides long. RefSeq lists its product as uncharacterized. Lineage: Eukaryota; Fungi; Ascomycota; Eurotiomycetes; Onygenales; Onygenaceae. The record is from RefSeq and is a predicted model, not a curated record. The transcript has a single exon. Bases 1 to 756 code for a protein of 251 amino acids.
AUGGCCACCAACACCGCGCCCGCCGGCCCGCUUCCGUCCGCCUUCGAUACCACCAUUGGCAACAACUCCUUCGCAACCCAGUCCUGCGGGGACUUCUUCCGCCGCUUCCUGGCCAACACUACCUUCAGGGAAUGUUUGCCCGUCUCGCUGCUGCUCGCCACCUCCAAGUCGUGGUUCAACGCCGCCAAAUCCUUCGUCUCGCUGACACGCGCGCUCGACGCCUCGUGCGCCGUUGACGCCGCCAAGUGCGCCGCCCUGCUCUCCCAGUUCAACCGCGAGCUCGUCUCCAAGGACGUCUGCUCCAAGGACCUCGACGCCCAGAACCCGCUCGCCCUCAACGCCCAGACCGGCUUCGUCGCCUACCAGUUCGUGCACGACGCCGCCUGCCUCAAGAACCCCGACACCGGCAGCUACUGCAUGGCCGACGCCCUCGCCUCCGAGGCCACCGUCGCCAACACCUUCGUCUACCACAUCGCCCUCGGCGCCCCGCUGCCCGGCUCCACGCGCCCCGAGUGCAACAAGUGCCUGCAGGCCACCAUGGAGGUCUACUCGCGCGCCGCCGCCAUCAAGGACCAGCCGCUCGCGAAGACCUACCUCCCCACCGCCCAGCAGAUCAACAUCGGCUGCGGCCCGGCCUUCGUCUCUGAGCGCGUGAAGAGUGCCGCCCUGCCCGUGUCGGCCUCGCGGUCCCCCCAGCUCUAUCUCGCCCUGCCCCUCCUGGCGCUGAUGACGUUGUUUCUAGAAGGUUUUCUGUGA